AUGAUCUACAAACUACAAUCCACAUUCACAGUCGUCCUAUUACUGCUGCUAAGCCUGGUAACAGCCCAGCAGCAAGCUGACAAAACUCCAAACUUUUCAGAAGAAAAUGAGGAACUCAUCAGAGCCAGUAUUUCACAACUCAACAAAAUUAUGAAAAAAUCAUCAAUAGACUCAUGCGAGAAGUGUGUUUCGGCCUUAGAGCUGGGCCAUGAGCUUGCUAAAAAGGCUGAUGCCGGUGUCGUGACUGAAAUCAUGACUCGAUUCUGCCGUAAACAUAAAAAAUCUAAACAUGCAAAGGCAAGAUGUGACUACAAAUUUGGUCUUUCAACUGUCAACGGAAGUGCCUUUGGCGACGACAUUACAAAUGUCCUCACUCUCAUCAAACCACGCUCGUUAGACGGAAAGUACAUUUGCAACCAUUUCCUCAAGGGAGCUUGUCCCAUGCCAGAAACACCGAACUUUGACCUGUCUUCAUGGUGGCCAAAGAAGCCUAAGAAUGCCCGUCAACCUGAUGCCUCCGGUGAAACCUUCAACGUCGUCCACAUCUCUGACUUUCAUGUCGAUCUCGACUACGAAACUGGCACUGAAUCUAACUGCACUCAGUCCAUGUGCUGCAAUGAAUGGAAAUAUAAUGAGGCUUCGCAUAAUAUUGUUCUUCAGCCGGCUCAAGCAUACGGUUCUUAUCAGUGUGACGCCCCCAACUCACUUUUACAAAGCUCUCUCGAAAACGUGGCUGAAAUUAAUAAAGACAAAAACUUUGAGUUUGCCAUCUUUACUGGUGAUAUGGUCGACCAUGAUGAUACUCAGUAUCUCACCCUGGAAAAUGCCAUUGCUACCGAAAAGCUUGUUUACAGCUCUAUGAAAAAACACAUGAAUAUCCCCGUGUAUGUAACCCUUGGUAAUCACGAUACAUACCCUUAUGCACAAAUUGCUCAGGAAAAAUCUGGCUUUGUUAACCGUUUUUCCUGGAACACCGACUUGGCCUAUGAAAUGUGGACUGACAGUAACUGGAUGACCGAGGAAGAAGCUGCCAACGUAAAGGACCACUAUACAGCCUUUGCAGUGACCACCAAGCGCGGCUUGCGCGUCAUUUCUCUUAAUGCCAACCUUUGGUUUAAAGAAAAUUACUACAACUACUGGGGCACGGAUACUGACCCGGAUCCAUCCGGCCUCUUCCGCUUCCUCAGUGACCAACUUCUUGACUGUGAAAAGAAUGGUCAGCGUGCUUGGGUCAUGGCCCAUGUUCCGAUGGGAGGAGAAACCUCAGAGGCACACCCGCCUGCCACCCAAGUCUUUAACCAAAUCAUGGAGCGCUUUUCUCCUCAUGUUGUUGCUGGUAUCUUUUUCGGUCAUACCCAUCGUGAUGAGUUCACAGUCAUGUACGCAAAGAACGCCACCGAAAAAACUGAGGAAAAUGCCCUUAACGUUGCCUUCCUUGAUGAGUCCGUCACUCCUUACAAGUUCCUCAACCCUGGGUGGCGCUACUACGAAAUUGAUGCAAAGACAUUCCAAGUUAUUAACAUCCAUCAUUACUACACUCGUCUCAAUGACUCCUUCACUGAAGUCCCCAGCGCCAAUGACACUGAGGCUAUCAAGCUUAAGUGGGAGUACGAGUACUCCUCACGUGAUGCCUAUGACCCUGAAGGCUUAUGGCCCAAGGAGGCUCCUCUCAACGCCACUUUCUGGCACCAUGUUGUCAAUAAGAUUCGCGAUUCAGCUUACUAUCGUAAGCUCUAUCUUGAAUACUCUUACCGCCGUUCUCCGUAUGUGCCAGAGUGCACCCACUGGAACUGUGUUAAAAAACUCUACUGCUACAUUACCAGUUCUACCGUUCCUCAAGUCCAGACUUGCAUGAUGGAAGAACAAUACACUCCCAAUGGUGAUAUCAGUAUUUUAGGAGCUUUACUUUGGGUUAUUUCCUUUGUUAUCAUUUUUGGCGUUCUUGGUUUAGGAUUGUAUUACUGGUUUGCACACCAUGAAUUCCCCUAUGUCAAGAAGGUCCCUCAUUCAAAUCGCAGAGAUUACAUCUCUCUUAAUUAG
Messenger RNA from Magnusiomyces paraingens, 2040 nucleotides. RefSeq lists its product as uncharacterized. Gene Ontology annotation, molecular function: hydrolase activity. The transcript has a single exon. Bases 1 to 2040 code for a protein of 679 amino acids. The record is from RefSeq and is a predicted model, not a curated record. NCBI's taxonomy places the organism in Eukaryota, Fungi, Ascomycota, Dipodascomycetes, Dipodascales, Dipodascaceae.